UCUACCGGAGAGUCCGCAGGCAGAGCCCGGCUCCUUAUCACUUCUCAAAUCAUUCCUCCGACUGCUUGCAUCAAAAUGGAGAAGAAAGCCACAGAUUUCUCGGGAAAGUGGAAAAUGAAGUCUUCGGAAAAUUUCGAGGAACUUUUAAAAGCCUUAGGUGUGAAUGUUUUCCUGAGGAAGAUUGCAGUGACAGCGGCCUCCAGCCCAGCGGUAGAAAUCACCCAGCAUGGGGAGACUCUGUCCAUCAAGACCUCCACCAGCGUCCGCACCACCCAUGUCUCCUUCACUUUGGGUCAGUACUUCAAUGAGACCACAGUGGAUGGACGUCCCUGCACGAGUUUUCCAAAAUGGGAAACAGACAGCAAGAUCAGCUGUGAACAGACUUUACAGAAAGGCGAUGGGCCCAAGACGGCGUGGACCCGAGAGCUGACCAACGAUGGAGAACUGAUACUGACAAUGACCGCCGGGGAUGUUGUCUGCACCAGAGUUUAUGAGAGGGAAUGAGAGCAUUUUUUUUCCAGACCAUCUUACAACACUCCUGUUUUGUUUCUCAUGCAUGGUUUACAUUUACUCGCCUAGUUUUCUUCUUUUUCGUCCUCUUCCCAGCCAGUCAGAUGUUGGUCAGAUCUUGCUCAAACAGUCCUCUAUGUAGAAAAGGCUUCAGUUUACAUGAAUGUAUGUUGAUAGAAUUGCCUUUAUAACACCAAAGCUGAAUUUACUCUUUAUGUAUCAUAUAGAAAUGUCACACAUUCCUUUUUAAAAGCUAUAUUGC
Xiphias gladius (swordfish) is the source of this 772-nucleotide messenger RNA. It is a transcript of the gene crabp2b, whose product is annotated as cellular retinoic acid binding protein 2, b. Lineage: Eukaryota; Metazoa; Chordata; Actinopteri; Istiophoriformes; Xiphiidae. The coding region runs from base 76 to 504 and encodes 142 amino acids. Gene Ontology annotation, cellular component: nucleus; cytosol. Gene Ontology annotation, molecular function: fatty acid binding. The transcript is spliced from 4 exons. The record is from RefSeq and is a predicted model, not a curated record. Gene Ontology annotation, biological process: fatty acid transport.